Molecule: messenger RNA, 3073 nt
Organism: Drosophila albomicans
Lineage: Eukaryota; Metazoa; Arthropoda; Insecta; Diptera; Drosophilidae
Gene: dpr19
Exons: 8
Coding region: 447-1610 (387 amino acids)
Biological process (GO): synapse organization
Cellular component (GO): neuron projection membrane
Source: RefSeq, a predicted model, not a curated record
UACCAAUUCAUUCUUGCAAAAUUAAUGUAUAUGUGUAUCAAAAUAUUUUAAACAUACAUAAAUUUAAUGGAUAAGCAAUGUACAUUCUGUUGAGGCAGGGUCGUGAAUUUUGGUACCCGGAUAUGGCUAAGCAAUAUACGAAAACAAACUUAAGAGAACGUAUUGAUGUAUAUACUCUCUUAAUUCAAUCAUCCCUUGCACUCAACGCGCUGUUUAAUUCGAGGAAUGAAAUGCGAUUGCGUGAGUUACGCAGAGUAUCGUACUUGUUGUCAACUCUAAUUUAGUCUCCGUAUGGCGGUUAUGAAAAGAGGUCCUUUAAGUGAAACAGCCUGCUCAAAAGAAGAUAUAAGGUGGAUAUAAGAUAUCAGAGGCUAUAAACAUGUUUCAUAUACACACACGUCGUACUCGUAAAUAAUCAGUUCGUCGUGAAUAAUAUAAAUGCUAAAAUGAUGGAAUCGGAAAAAUGGCAUAUACAGAUCUAUUUAUUUUUGCUAUUAAUAACUUCAGCCUAUUCAAAUGUGGGAAAAAUGACAUCGUCUCAAAACCACUUUGGGAGUAGUCUUCAAAGUCAGUUUAAUACUAAAAACAAUACUCGGGUCAUCGCCCAGAAGGGAGGACUUGCUAUUUUACCAUGUGUCGUUAAAGUCAAUUCUCCGGCCACGGUUUCUUGGAUUCGAAGAAAAGAUUUUCAGUUGCUUACUGUGGGCUUAUCAACUCACAGUAGCGACAAAAGAUUUUUAGUAGAGCACACACGUCACAUGGGACAUUGGUCGCUAAGGAUUAAAGCUGUUAAGGAAGAGGACCGAGGAUUUUAUGAGUGUCAACUGUCAAUUUACCCAACGCAAUCAAUUUUUAUAGAACUAAAAAUUGUUGAAGCUGUAGCUGAAAUAUCAAACGCAUCUGAUAUUCUUAUUGACGAAACUUCUACGCUUCAACUGCAAUGUAAACUUAAGGGGGCCACGGAAAAUCCAGCAUUUGUCUUUUGGUAUCAUGAGAAUAAAAUGGUUAACUAUGAUGCGCAAGGAGGUUUCGUUGUCACGUCGAUUACUGAAAAUGCAAUCCCUGGUCUCGAAAACGGCCAACAUUUACAGACGAAACCAAAUGGCACUAAAAAUAAAACACAUCGCAGCGCAAUGGAAUCAAAUGGCGAUAGCGCUAUCGUAUCUACUGCAGGUCCAUAUAUUUCUACUUCACCAAUUAGUCCAUUUUCAACAUUACAAGUACAACCACAUAAGUCACCAUAUCUUCCAAAUUCUUCAAUGAGCGUGCUAACCAUCAAAACGGUAACAUUUCAUCAUGCUGGAAAUUAUACAUGUGCACCGUCAAAUGCUAGGCCGGCCAGCAUUACGGUCCAUGUACUGAGAGGAGAAAAACCAGCAGCCAUGCAACAUGCGAAUCGCAGCAUUCUUGACGGAGAGAAUAAUUCCAACAUCAGUUUAGGCCUAAACAGUAUUAAAGGAUUCAAUGGAACCAAUAGUCUACUGGUCACAGGGCCCUCACUACUAUUAUCCGUUCUCUGUUUGCUAGCGAAUCUGCCUUCUGCAUCCCAUUUACAAAAGCAGACACCAAUGAUAUUCUUCGUAUAUGUAUUAUGUACUUUUAAUAGCUGAAAUUUUGAUUAGACUAAAUAACAAGAAUUAUAGAGUAAUUUAAAUCAAUUGGCUUCGGCAAUUGGAAUUAAGGAAUUGUAUAUAAAUAAUACCACACAUUUAAAGAUACUCAUGAAUGCGGUACAUACGAAUACAUUAGUAUCACGAUACCAAUAUUAAGAUGUUUAAGUUAAAAUUGUAAAAAGGACUUGACUAUAUGAUAUGAUUAUAUGAUAAAUUAAUGAAAGCUGUCUUCGGCAUACCAAAAACUGAUAUAACGAUGUAGACUUAUUAAAAAGUUGUUCCUACGGUAGCUAUAUGGUAGUUUUGUCGAUCGUUCGAUCUACGCAUUUCCAUUUAAAAUGACAGCUAUCGGGGUUCAGUUAAGGUCUCAGUAUAUAAACUGUGAUAUAAUUUGAUGUAGAAUUAAUAAAAAAUUGUCAUUUAAAUCAAAAAUAUUUACCCUUAAAACGUCACAUUUAUGCUGACUGCCGAUAAACAUAUUUAGAUGAAAUACUCACUUUCCAUCAACCUACAACCUUAAGAACUAUAUUAAAUAAUGUCACAUUUCUAAAUAGUUUCAUUAAAUUUGUUCAAGCAUUAUCACGUGGGUCGUAUUACAAUAUCCAAACACUUAUUCCAAUUAGCAUAAAAAUAAAGUAUUUAAAGGGCAAUUAAAAAAAAAACAUUAAAAAUAAUUAUUUUUUGAUAAAACUCAAAUUAUAACAAAGUUUAUAAAAUUUUUUUAAAUAAAAGAGUCAUACAACUAUUGUUAUUGCUUAAAGAAGUUGGAAAAUAUAUCAUUAGCUAAGCCGAUUUUAAUCUCAAUAAUUUAUAUUAUUAUCUAAUACUUUCAACUUAUUAAUAUGAUUACUCGCUGUUUAUUAUUUGAAAGACAGAUUGAUGUAUAUGGGUAUUUUUUAUGAUUCUGAAGAAACUCUGAUCUCAUAGAAUGCGUAAAUUUUCAAUCAUCAUUAAGUCCCUUAUUAAGUUUCCAGCUUAAGUAUGUGCAUAUUACCCGAUUAUAAAACAAUGUUUUGAAUAUUUUUAUUAAAAUGCAGCAUUCUUUAUAUCUAAGUUUAAUACCUUCGGCAAAAAAAAUUCAAAAAAUAUAUUGUCAAGUUGUCUAAGUUUUUGAAUGGAAUUGAUAAGUAUUUUUUAUAGAUUACAGAGUACAACACCAAUUUAUGAAUUGCAACUAGAGCAUAGGAAAAUUUUAGCGCACUAAUGAUUUCUAUGUAUGUAUGUUUUUAAUGAACACAUUGUAAUUUUAUAUAUUCUUAUUUCCUUUCAAAAUAUGGUCAAUUAAAUUUAUGUAAAAUUCAAUUUCCUUUAUUUAAUUUGUUCAUCAAAUUAUACAAAUUAUGCCUAAUAAAAAGAAAAAUUAUAGUAUAAGGAGUACUGGAAGGUUAGAAUGAGAUAUGUGAAUGUGUAUGUCUAACUUAUUUACUAGUUGUGGUAUCUAAAGGCCAAUUUAAAAAACA